UCUACGUAAAUUUGUGCACAGAAAUGCACGCGCCACGCGUUCAGGGAGUGAUCGAUACUUAAUCAAAUGUAAAUGAAAUUCUCUCGGUUUUUUUUUUUUACUAUUCCAGCUGUUUUUCCCUGAGCUAUUAAUGAAGGGCUACAGCAAAUAUUUGUUUGAAUAUUGGAGUCUGUUCUUAGUUUUUCCCCGCCCAUGAGCCAGAAUGGUUACUGCGGCGGACUUUUUAACCAAACGACAUUUUGUGACCUACGAGUUUCAUUCAAUGUCCGGGGAACCAGAGAGCGCACACGCGGGAGAGAAGGAGAAAGUGUUGGUCGCAUCGUCGGCGACCGUCCAACCCACCGAUAUGAACAACGGGAAAAACAAGAAGCGACGCGGCCGUGUGCCGUCCUUCGUCAACCCACUGACCGGCCGGCCCACCACGCUAGCUCUGGCCGCAAUGUUGUUCGCCGUCGUUCUGAUCGUCUACCUUAUAUCCAGACCCAAGGAAGAGGGAUCAGCAGCUGCCAUCGACGAGCGAGCCAAAAAUCCCAAAUUCCAUCACAUCUUGGUGCCCGCUGAUGACCCGCAUGGUUUGGAUGCAGGUGGGCGCGAGGAUUUGAACUUCAAUCGUAUGCACCGACCCAAUGUCUUCCAGGCAGCCGGUGGAGAACAGCCUGCCCAAGCCCAAGCCUUUCAGAUCCCAAAGCUACCUCCGCCGGGCUGGAAGAAUCAGCCCCAGGGUCCAAAUAAGCUGCCUCCCGAGCCGCAUCCUAAACCAAAGGAGUUCCCCGUUGACGUGAUCCACACGCCGGAGUUGCAGUGCCCGGAGAAACCAUACGUCGUGUUUCUGGUCGUGUGUCUGCCGUCGGAGGUCCUAGCAAGGACGGCCGUCCGACGCUCCUGGGGGAUCCCCAAGGGAAUAGCCGAGGCCAAGGAGCUGUCUAUGAGCUGGAGGACUGUAUUCGUGAUGGGACGGACCGAGGCUAAGGAUGCCCAGAUCGAGAGGGAAUCCAAGAGUUACGGGGAUGUCCUCCAAGGUGACUUUGAGGACCUAUCGUCAGAAGUAACCCGAAAGGUCAUGUUGGGAUUCCAGUGGGCGAUCAAGGACAUCCCCAUGUCUUGCAGACCCAGCUACAUCUUCAAGACCAGCAUCAAGGUCUACAUCAACCUGCCUCUGAUCGUACCGUGGAUCACGGACAAACUCAACAAGGCCUCGGACCUGUACGUCGGCAAGACGCUCCGGGAAGACCGCCCGAUCCGGGACAAGGAAGACCCGCUCUACGUGCCAAGCGCGGACUACCCUCGGAACUUCUUCCCCAAUAUUGCGAGGGGACCUCUCUACAUGCUCUCCAUGGACGUGGUGCACAAGAUGGUUCCCAAAUUCGGCCACAUCACCCCCAUCGCGAUGGAGGAUGCCUACGUGGGACUCUUGGCUUACAAUGUGGGCGUACCAAUCACCGACGACGACCAUUUUGUCCUGAUCAAGAGACCAAAGAACUUCUGCCAUUACCGCAACAUGCUGUUCGUCUUCGACAUCGAACCUACGGAAGUCAUGCAUGUGUAUAAUGUGGUGGAGGAGAAACACAGGUACUCUGAAUGCACGGACAGGGGAUUUUGACAUUAACAAAGCGAGAUUCGGAUGAUUUGCAAAACUUUCUAUGAAAGAUAAGACAGCUCGUUUAAACAGAGUCAGCUAAGCUUUAUUCCUCACAAAUCGUGGGAAACUGUGGUGCUCCGUGUCCCAUAGCAUGGCACUGGUAACUUCUUCUUCCCACCUUGAGGCAAAGUGUGUAACGGAGCAAAAUAAAACUCGUUGAUGAAUGCCCAGCGUGAUUAAUAAAUUACUUCUAUCGCGCUUGGGGCACGCCCUGACUUUUUUAGUUCCAAAACUGGUUAUUGGUCUUAGCGGAGAGGCGAUAAGGGUCAAUGUAAAUAAUUUGAGAUUUCAAUAAUUCAAAGUAUUGCCCGUAGAAAUACCCUUUAUAAUAUUUUAAUAAUACCCUCUGUAGUUUGCCAGCAUCGAACGGUAUCUGUGAUAUACAGGGUGAGUAAAAAAACGAAACCCAAA
Messenger RNA from Patiria miniata (bat star), 2050 nucleotides. Its product is annotated as UDP-GalNAc:beta-1,3-N-acetylgalactosaminyltransferase 1-like. Gene Ontology annotation, molecular function: hexosyltransferase activity. NCBI's taxonomy places the organism in Eukaryota, Metazoa, Echinodermata, Asteroidea, Valvatida, Asterinidae. Bases 203 to 1600 code for a protein of 465 amino acids. The record is from RefSeq and is a predicted model, not a curated record. The transcript has a single exon. Gene Ontology annotation, cellular component: membrane.